GCAUUGGCGGAGCAGGUCUAUCGAUAGGUUUUUGCACAUCGAUAAUCAGCUGACUUUUUGUAAAAAGGGCCUAACAGCUGCAAAAGCAAAACACAAAUGAAAUGCUGGAGCUGCUGUGCAGGAUCAGACCGGCAGGAUUGCCAUGGAGGAGCUGCGUGUCUAUUGCUACCACUCAGCCGGUGCAUGGACGACCCCUCUCCACGGAGUCUGCGAAAAAGUGCGACAAAAGUGCGGCCCACGACCACGCCGGAUUCACCGAGUGGCGGACCGUCUACAGUCUGCCGGCCAUAAGGAUCGUGGCCGCAUUCAGUAGGCUAAAGGUCUACCAGGCGGCACUCACAGCAGCCGGAACGCCUAUUGUCUUUGCCCUGGGGAGCGCCGGACAGCUAAGCACGGAUGCCCUGGCCAUUUACGGCGCCGUGGGCAUCUCCGGUCUGGUCACCCUCACACUCGCCAGCUACGCGGCCUCGAAUCUCGUUGGCUUCGUCUACGUGAAUGAGCAGCAGGAUCUGGUCAAGCUGGCCUACGUGGACUUCUGGGGACGGCGACAGGAGACCCUGCUGGACGUCGAGGAUUUGCUGCCCAGCUGGGAGCAGGGACGCCCGUCCCGACUAAGAUUCGUUUCGCCCAUCUGCCUGCGAAGCGACUCCAAGAAGCGGUACAAUCUUCUAAAUCGAUUUGGCCAUGUCAGCGAUCCCCAGUUGUUUGAGGGCCUCUUCGGAGAUUGAAAAUAAGCUAGUUACGAAACCGCUGCCUACACACGUGAUAGAGCAAAGCAGCAAGGAUCCUGAAAGGGCCAGCCGUCGGCCGAGUUUCCGCAGGAACAGCUACUGGUGGGAGAUUGGGCAUGG
Drosophila suzukii is the source of this 851-nucleotide messenger RNA. RefSeq names its product transmembrane protein 186. Gene Ontology annotation, cellular component: mitochondrion. NCBI's taxonomy places the organism in Eukaryota, Metazoa, Arthropoda, Insecta, Diptera, Drosophilidae. The record is from RefSeq and is a predicted model, not a curated record.